Molecule: messenger RNA, 794 nt
Organism: Cuscuta epithymum
Lineage: Eukaryota; Viridiplantae; Streptophyta; Magnoliopsida; Solanales; Convolvulaceae
Source: the annotation of a GenBank genome assembly
UUGCAAUUAUAAUAAUUGUAAUUAUAAUUAUAAUUAUAAUCAUAGAAAUAUUUGAAUCAGAUCAGAUCAGAAAGAUUCAGAUCAGAUCAGAAGGAUUCAGAUCAGAUCAGAAGGAUUCAGAUCAGAUCAGACCAGAUCAGAAACAUUCAGAUCAGAUCAGAAAGAUUCAGAUCAGAUCAGAUCAGAUCAGAAAGAUUCAGAUCAGAUCAGAUCAGAUCAGAAAGAUUCAGAUCAGAUCAGACCAGAUCAGAAAAAUUCAGAUCAGAUCAGAUCAGAACUUAAAAAAUUCAGAUCAGAAACAUUCAGAUCAGGCGAAGAGAACAGCUUCUAAGACUCCAAUGUUUUUUAUACUUAAAUAGGACUAUAUUUUUCCGUGGUUCCACUUUUACCCUUGAUCUAUCAUUUCCGUUCUCUUCUUUGCCGGCAAACUUCGCCCUUUUUUUUUCUCGUACCAGCGAGGGAGUGGCUCCAUAGCUACGCCGAACAGCAGAGGAGGCACGCAGAAGCCGAUUAAGAUGGGGCAGGGGAGUUGCACGGCGGUGGCAGGCCCGAUCGACGAUCGACGAUGAGGACGAGGUGUAGGGCGGCGUCAUAGAAGAUAUUCCAGAUCUCUUCUUCAUUUCAUCUCCUUCUCUCCUGCUUAUCAUCCGUCGCUGCUCUUUUUCCUCUGGUUUCCAGAUCGACGAUCUCUUCUUCUCUUCCUUUUUUGGUUGUGAUUGUUAUUUUGGUAUUUUUUUUUUGUGUGAUUGUUUUUUUGUUAUGCUUCAGUCAUGUUUUGGUCUUCUUUGUUCCAG